Capsicum annuum is the source of this 2373-nucleotide messenger RNA. Its product is annotated as protein DETOXIFICATION 54. Gene Ontology annotation, biological process: xenobiotic detoxification by transmembrane export across the plasma membrane. Gene Ontology annotation, molecular function: xenobiotic transmembrane transporter activity; antiporter activity. NCBI's taxonomy places the organism in Eukaryota, Viridiplantae, Streptophyta, Magnoliopsida, Solanales, Solanaceae. Gene Ontology annotation, cellular component: membrane. The record is from RefSeq and is a predicted model, not a curated record. The coding region runs from base 661 to 2151 and encodes 496 amino acids. The transcript has 5 exons.
GUGUGACACAUUUUUUUUUUAAUUCGUUACCAAAAAAAUAUUAAGUUAUUAUAAUUAAAAAAAAGCUUACUUUAUGAAGUAAGUAUAUGAGUGUAUCAUAAUAUUACGUAAGUUUAUUUGGUGUACUAAAAUUUCAUUACAGUAUUUAAUAAAAUAUUAAAUUAUAAAAAUUAAUUAUAUAUAUUUUUAUUAGUGAUCAUUUUCACAAUUAUAUUACAAAAAUCUAUUAUAUUUAUUUUUACUUUAUAUUUCUAUUGGAGACAAUUUUCACAAUUAUAUAAACACCGUAUUAACAAAUUUAAUUGGUGAUCUCUUAACUCAUAUUGCUAACAACUUUUAUCAGUUACUCAGUUAAUAAAAAGAAAAGAACAACGAAAAUAGAUAUCCAUCUCCAUUAUAAAUACACACAAUAUAUCACCACCCUAUUGAACUCCAUCGAUUUUCUUUCCGUUUUUCUGUGAAAUCUUGAAAUUCAAACCAUUUUGGCUUCAGAAACCGAUGUGCAGCUGUAAAACAUAAGGUUGAAGUGAUCUUGUUUCUACCAAGAAUCUUAAAGUGCAACUUGCUUUAGCUUGGGAAACUCAUAGCAUAGGGUACCCAAAAGACACUGCAUGCUAUUCUAAGGAGUUUUCUUGACUAUCCAUUUCUCAGGCUUCAUCAAUGGCGGAGAAAGACCCUGAUUUUUUCUCCCACAAACUGCCUACUGCUUCCCAGGUGGUGGAAGAAUUGAAGGAGCUAUGGGGAAUGGCUUUGCCAAUAACAGCAAUGAAUUGCCUAGUGUAUGUUAGAGCAGUGGUGUCUGUUCUAUUCCUGGGCAGGCUUGGAAGUCUAGAACUUGCUGGUGGAGCACUUUCCAUUGGGUUCACAAACAUAACUGGUUACUCUGUCCUUGUUGGUCUUGCUUCAGGUCUUGAGCCAGUUUGUAGCCAAGCUUAUGGCAGCAAGAACUGGGACUUGCUUUCACUGUCUCUUCAACGUAUGAUCUGUAUACUUUUGUUGGCAAUCAUUCCAAUAAGUCUUCUUUGGAUCAAUCUUGAGGCAAUCAUGCUAUUCAUGUGUCAAGACAAGGAAAUAACAGCAAUGGCUGCAACUUACUGUAUCUAUUCACUUCCUGACCUUGCAACAAACACUUUGUUACAGCCUCUGAGAGUGUAUCUGAGGUCACAAGGGGUGACUAAGCCUCAGAUGUGGUGUACUUUUGUGGCAGUGCUUUUUCAUGUGCCAUUGAACUAUUUUUUGGUGGUGAUGAUGGGGCUAGGAGUUCCAGGAGUUGCUAUGGCUUCAGUGCUAACUAAUCUGCAUAUGAUGGUGCUGAUGAUGGGGUAUGUGUAUGUCUAUGGGAGGUGGGAGUGGAGAUGGACGGCUGGGAUUGGAGGGAUUUGUGGUGGGUUGGGGCCACUGCUGAAGUUAGCAGUUCCUAGUUGUAUAGGGAUCUGUUUGGAGUGGUGGUGGUAUGAGAUUGUGACUGUUCUUGCUGGAUAUUUGCCUAAUCCAAGGCUUGCUGUGGCUGCCACUGGGAUUAUGAUACAGACUACUAGCCUUAUGUACACUGUUCCCAUGGCCUUGGCUGGCUGUGUAUCUUCCAGGGUCGGGAACGAGUUAGGAGCUGGGAAACCAUACAAAGCAAAGUUAGCUGCAGUAGUUGCAUUAGCCUGUGCAUUUGUAAUUGGAUUCAUAAAUGUUAUAUGGACAGUGAUCUUCAGGAACAAAUGGGGAGGCCUAUUUACAAAAGAUGAAAUGCUUCAAGCCCUUGUUGCAUCAGUUUUACCAAUAAUAGGCUUGUGUGAGCUCGGAAACUGUCCGCAGACCACUGGUUGUGGGAUACUCCGGGGAACGGCUCAACCGGUUAUAGGUGCCCGGAUCAACCUCGGCUCGUUUUACUUCGUGGGCACACCGGUGGCGGUAGGGCUGGCCUUCUGGCUAAAAGUUGGGUUUAGUGGUCUAUGGUAUGGUCUCUUAUCAGCACAAGUAGCCUGUGCUUUCUCAAUUCUUUAUGCUGUGCAUUGCUGCACAGAUUGGGAAGGUGAGGCAUUGAAAGCCAAGAGGCUGACCAACUUGGAGAUGAUGGGGCAUAGAGAUGACACAAGUGAUGAUGAUGAACACAAUGUCCUUUUGGUUAAUGAGAAGGACAAGUUUGAUGAUGUUCCAUAAAGAAAAGUAAGAAAACAAAUUCAAUGAGUUUGGAAUUAUGUAGGGACCAAGUAUUAUUUGGAGUUUUUUUUUCUUUUUUAGGGACUUUUUUUUGUUGUUUACUUGCUUUUUCUCGAGGCAUGUUUUUUUUUUUUUUUUUUUUAAAAAAAGCAAAGAGAAUAUCAUGGUGUCCCAUACAAAAUGUUCCAUAAUUUCAGGCUCUAAUACAACAACAUUUUGCUA